Carassius auratus (goldfish) is the source of this 8453-nucleotide messenger RNA. It is a transcript of the gene agap1, whose product is annotated as ArfGAP with GTPase domain, ankyrin repeat and PH domain 1. Gene Ontology annotation, molecular function: GTPase activity; GTP binding; GTPase activator activity. The record is from RefSeq and is a predicted model, not a curated record. Bases 1973 to 5734 code for a protein of 1253 amino acids. Gene Ontology annotation, biological process: activation of GTPase activity. NCBI's taxonomy places the organism in Eukaryota, Metazoa, Chordata, Actinopteri, Cypriniformes, Cyprinidae. The transcript is spliced from 20 exons.
UUCUUUUGGGAAUAUCAUAUGAUAAACAGUCAUGCCAAUUAAGUUUGAAAUUGAAAUCAAAAGUAAACUAUUCUAAUCAUGGGCUUAAUGUUAUGGUUUCAUAAAACAGGUUUCCCAACAUGUAUCUGUAUCUUGAUUUACUGAGGUAAGCGAGCUGUGGUUUUUGGAUAGGAGAGCCAUAGAUAAAGCUUCACAGGGGCAGGUGGGGCUCCACUGGUGAAUUAGGGGGAAGGCAGAGGAGAGGUGACGCUGAGAACAGCUUAGAACGGAUCCUAAUGAGCCUUUUCUAAUCCGCCCAAAUCUGUGUAACAAUCCCACAAAUGUCAGGCUGUAGUUGAAGGCGAAAGGAAGACACAGGGAUUUGAGCGGCAAGAUAAGAGGGGUAAUCUUCAACACCCACACCUCCCUCCUUACAGAGAGAAGGGAGAGAUGAAAGUGCUGUGCUCGACCCCAAGUGUGUUCUGACUGCUUAUGAAAUUAGUCCAUACUGGGCUGUUAAAUACGGUCACAUACUGUGGCAUUGAGAGGACUGUUUUUUGUUUUUGUUUUUGUUUUAGCAUACAAAAGUAUAGUGAACUAUUUGAAUAACAAUCGCAGUACUAACAAUAACUACUAAUAAAUAAAAUAAACCUAAUGUAAAUGUUUGACGUAAAUCUCCUUUUCACAGUGAUACUUUUUUUCUUAUGUGCCAAAGCAUUAAUAGGACACACCAUUAGCUCACGCUUUUCGUGAAAAUACACCGUUAAAACGAUUACAUAUGCGCAAACAAAGUACUUAGUGGAUUGUAGUUUGUUUCUUCUCUCUCCUGUCUGUGAGCCCGGGUGGGUUUAAAGGUUUUGAUGGACAGAGACGUGGAAAGCCCACCCUCGCGCGUCCGCUGGACAAUGCGAUAUCCCGGAGUGGAUCAUCCAGCGGAAUAGAUUCACUUCAAACUAAUACCAGAACCAAUUUAUAAAAGGACUUUGCUAAUACUCAGUGUUUAUUUGGACACACCUAAGCAAAUACACACGCUUGAAUUGCAGUAACUUUUAUGUAAAGCACAACUUCUGUGCCACAGCGUAGGUUUAUUGCUUAAUGACCUAUUUAUGCCUACAGGAGUUUACUUUCACAUGUAUAACCUGCGUUUGAUAUUUCUAUCGGGCACCGAAAGUAAACAUUUAUAUAACAUAAUGGCGUUAGAUGAGUUCUUGAUUAAUGCGUGUAUUGAUUUAAUGCAUGUUUCCUGUAUGGGAAUCUGAAUAAAUGAUGCAAGUCGCAUGUAACAGCACUGGUUUAAAACGCAUCUUGGAGAAUCCGUUCCGGGUUUUUCUUCGGCUCUGACUGGAUGAUUUGUGUGUAUACGGAGCACACGGGGCAGAUAGAGGAGAGAGACGGGUAUGGAUCCGUAGCUCUUGCGGCUGUCCGUCUCGUUUCCCGGGACUCUCGUUUUGAGUACAGCGAGGCUUGCAUGGUGCAUUUGAAUGAGAACAGGAGCGCACAGCGGCGGAAAACAAAGACGCAAAGGAGCAAGCUGGCUGCGCGGCGGGGGAUGCUCGGCACAAUAGCGAAGACCACACUCUUCUGCUUCAGGAGGACCGUGUUGCAAUAACAUUUCCCCCCAGACAGACAAGCCUCGCUGCGGGGAACAGGAAUUUGAAGCCGGACUUUACUUUUCAGGCAAAUAUGAGGACGGGCUUUGAACUGGACGUCUAGGCGACUUUUAGGAUUUUUAGAAAGCGCAUAUAGUCAAAUGACAGUCUCAAAAACGCACCGGCACAGCAAAGGAAAAUCAGCUUGGAUUUUGGGCACCACAGCGAUUUUGAUCUGAUAUUGUUUAUUAUUAUUAUUAUUAUUAUUAUUAUAGUCAUUAAUAUUAUUAUUAUUAUUAUGUGCUCUAGAAAUCACCAGUUGUGGGUGAAAUCACGCCAGGAACAUAUUUGACUUUGUUUAUUGUCAUAUUUAAAUUAAUUUUCUUGUAUUUGGGUUCUGAAGAAUGUACGUACUUGAUGGUAAUUACCCGGAAAGGAUGGAGCGGGGCACGCCACAAAGGAAAACCGUAUACAGGAUAUCUUUGACACUAGUGAAAAAAGAAACUCUGCAGGAUGGCGGAGGCUCAGCGCACCGGCGGCUGGAGAACCCUAAAGUGAGCGCGUACCGGCGCGAGGGAGCCGCUGACGCUCAGCGCAGCUCCCCGCUGGAAGAACUGAAAGAAGUGGAGGACGAGACGGACGAGUUUUCUGCACACUCUUACAUGAGGAACUUCAGGACAUUCAGUACUGGACAUCUAGAGUUGGGCAGGUUGAAAAUCUCAAGGCGGGCUCAGCAUUUACACAAAGACAAGGAAUUAAAUGAAACGUGCAUCCUCCCAGAGAAUGGACAGAGCAAGGUCACUGAAAAUGGGGCACUAGUGCACAAAAAGGUUGAAGAUAUUGCUUCAGAAAAUGACAGAUUGAAUUGUGAUGCUGAGCAUGGAGAAAUCUGCAGCACAGAUGCUUCUAAUAGAGAAAACACAAGCAUUCGAAAGAAAAUCCUGAAGACUUCUCGGAGCACAGAGGAACCGGUCAGUACAUGGUUAGAAGAGACCUCUGAGGGUGGCAGGAUGGCCAAAGAGAGCUGCAUCUCUUCUUUGCUGGCAAAAGGGAAUGGUAAGUCGCCCAAACCAGCACCUGAAACCCCUCCGGCAAAGAGGCACCCAAGCCUGCUGCGGCGAAGUUUCAGCUUUCGCCACUGGACGGGUGGAGAGUUGAUCCGCAUACGGGCUCUCUCCAAGAAGAAACACCACAGCAGCUCGGGCUGCAUUGGCCGCGAUGGAGAAAACAGUGAAGCCCAAGCUGGCGUGGUUCUGCAAAACAUGGCUUUUGCCGAGUCUGAGUCCACUGAAAAGCGAAACACCUUGGAUGUGGGUGAGGUCCUAAACAAGACAGACUCCGUGACUGAACUAGGCCGCAGGGAGAGGAUGAAGGGCAAGAAUCGAACGCUGGACAACAGUGACCUGCUCAAGCUGUCGGAUAAAGCUUUGAUGGACAAGGAGGGUUUCAUUAGAGGGACAGGCUCCCGUUCCAGUGGACAGGAACGUAAACUCAUCCGAUUCUUCAGUGGUAUCUUUUCAAAGCGAGAUGGGACGUCCACGCCGCUUGGCAGUCCAAGCAACCGUGGUCUCCGGAAGAACGGCCUACUGGGAAGUCAGCGGCGAUCAGAAAUUAGCUACUCUCAGUCCAGCACCGAAAGUGUUAACGGAUGCCAACCGGACGAUGCCUUUGUCAACAGUCAGGAGUGGACACUCAGUCGCGCCGUACCAGAGCUCAAAGUGGGCAUUGUGGGUAACUUGGCCAGUGGGAAGUCUGCCCUGGUGCACAGGUAUCUGACAGGGACCUACGUGCAAGAAGAGAGCCCUGAAGCUGACGUGGAUGCAGGAGGACGUUUUAAAAAGGAGAUCGUAGUGGAUGGACAAAGUUACCUCCUCCUAAUCAGGGAUGAAGGGGGACCUCCGGAGGCUCAGUUUGCGUUGUGGGUAGAUGCGGUGAUUUUUGUAUUCAGUCUGGAAGAUGAGAUCAGCUUUCAGACGGUCUACCACUACUAUAGUCGCAUGGCCAACUACCGCAACACAGCAGAGGUGCCCCUGGUGCUUGUGGGAACUCAGGAUGCUAUCAGUGCAGCUAACCCUCGUGUCAUCGAUGACACCCGCGCUCGCAAACUGUCCAACGACCUGAAGAGGUGCACAUAUUACGAGACCUGUGCUACCUACGGCCUCAACGUGGAGCGCGUCUUUCAAGAUGUGGCUCAGAAAAUAGUUGCGACCCGGAAGAAACAGCAACUGUCAAUCGGACCCUGUAAGUCACUGCCCAAUUCUCCAAGCCACUCCUCCGUCUCCGCAGCGCCUGUGUCCGCAGUGCAUAUCAGCCAGACCAGUAAUGGUGGAGGCAGUUUGAGCGAUUACUCUUCUUCCGUGCCAUCCACUCCCAGUACCAGUCAGAAGGAACUACGUAUCGAUGUACCCCAAACCGCCAACACCCCUACGCCCGUCCGCAAACAGUCCAAACGGCGCUCCAACCUCUUUACGUCUCGGAAGGGAAGCGAACCAGACAGGGAGAAGAAAGGGAUGGAUGGCCGCGCAGACAGCAUUGGAAGUGGCCGCGCUAUCCCAAUUAAACAGGGCAUGUUGCUGAAAAGAAGCGGCAAGUCACUGAACAAGGAGUGGAAGAAGAAAUACGUCACGCUUUGUGACAAUGGACUCCUCACGUAUCAUCCUAGUCUGCAUGAUUAUAUGCAGAAUGUUCAUGGGAAGGAGAUCGACCUGCUGCGGACUACAGUGAAGGUUCCAGGGAAGAGGCCCCCUAGGGCCAUCUCCACAUGUGCGGCCCCCAGUCCCAAAACCAAUGGGAUGACCAAGGACAUGAGCAACCUGCAGCUUGGACAGACACCAGGAUCUGUGACCAGUAGUUCUUCAGCGUCUCAGAUGGCGAGUGGCAUCAGUCUGGUGUCGUUUAACAGUCGGCCGGAUGGGAUGCAUCAGCGCUCGUAUUCUGUGUCCAGUGCUGACCAAUGGAGUGAUGCCACAGUUAUCGCCAACUCAGGAAUCAGCACGGAUACCGGUCUGGGAGAUUCUGUGUGUUCCAGUCCAAGCAUAUCCAGUACCACCAGUCCUAAGAUAGAUCCACCUCCAUCGCCUCACGCCAACCGCAAAAAACACAGGAGGAAGAAGAGCACCAGCAACUUCAAGGUGGAUGGCUUCUCUGGAAAUGCAGAAGCCAAACGUAGGGCAUGGAAACUAAAUCGCGUCGGUAGUCUGCGCAACAUUUACAGCAGUGCCUCCAAUGCUGAAGAACAAGAGGACAACUUUGAGUUCAUCAUCGUUUCUCUGACGGGACAGACCUGGAAUUUUGAGGCAACGUCCUAUGAGGAGCGGGACGCAUGGGUUCAGGCUAUUGAGAGCCAGAUUCUGGCGAGUCUGCAGUCCUGUGAAAGCAGCAAACAGAAGUCUCGUCUGAGCAGCCAAUCAGAAGCCAUCGCUCUGCAGUCAGUCAGGAACAUGAGAGGAAACACGCGCUGUGUGGACUGUGAAGCCCAGAACCCUGAUUGGGCCAGUCUGAACCUGGGGGCUUUGAUUUGUAUAGAAUGUUCAGGCAUUCAUCGCAACCUGGGUACUCACCUGUCUCGUGUGCGCUCUUUGGACCUGGACGAAUGGCCUCUAGAGCUCAUCAAGGUCAUGUCGGCCAUCGGCAAUGAGUUGGCUAAUAGUGUGUGGGAAGCCAAUGCUCAAGGACGCCUAAAGCCUGCCCCUGAUGCCACCAGAGAGGAACGUGAGCGCUGGAUCAGAGCCAAAUAUGAGCAGAAGUUGUUUUUGGCAUCGCUGACGUGCACAGAGCUGACUUUGGGACAGCAGUUACUGCGGGCCACGGCGGAGGAAGACUUGCGCUUCGUGGUCAUACUGCUGGCCCAUGGCUCCAGAGAUGAGGUCAAUGAAACCUGUGGGGAAGGUGAUGGCCGGACAGCCCUGCACCUGGCCUGCCGCAAGGGAAAUGUUGUGAUCACGCAACUGCUCGUAUGGUACGGUGUUGACAUCAUGGCACGGGAUGCUCACGGCAAUACGGCACUGGCAUACGCACGGCAGGCUAACAGUCAGGAGUGCAUGGAUGUCCUCCUGCAGUACGGCUGUCCUGACGAGCGUUACCCGCUCAUGGCCACCCCAAACCUGUCACGCAGAAACAAUAACCGCAAUAACAGCUGCAGCAGCAUGAACAGUGCAGUUAUAUGAGAAGUACACUCACAUACACAUGAACAUGUAUUCUGGUCAGCACUCCUCCUCCCUCCCUACACACACUCCUUCACAUGUACAGCUGCACCACUACAUCAGAAUCAUGAGACUAUACCGGACUCAAGGGAAAGCCCCCGACCGACACUGAUGAAGAAGCAUGAGCAGAGCUACUGUGUUUGCCUGACUUUACAAUCCCACUGGUUGAAAAAGUUGUCAUGGGCAAGGGCUUGGCCAGUCAUGUGUCAUCCAUUUUUUUUUUUUUUUUGGGAGAGUGUCCCACAUCCAGUGUCUCGCUGCAUUGUGGAACAAAAAUUCAAACAAUCCCGGAAAACACCAGGUUUUCUGACUGUGCCAGGUGCAUGCUGGGAGAAUAGAGUGUGUGUUUGGUAACUGAUGAGCAGGUGUCAUAUCAGUCUAAUAAAUGACAAAGCAAGACAGGAAAUGAUUGAGCAGCAUGGGAUACUUUUAAGCUGGAUCUUUAAAAUGACCCAGAAGAACCAGAGAACUUCACUUGGUCGCCGUGUGUUUCUGAACUUCCAUCUCACCACUCUGACACUGAUUUUUCUGUCUGAUCUUAUUUUCUCAGACUUGUUUUUGCAUCCGUUCUAUGCCCAUUAGGACUUUUUUUUUUUUUUUUUAUUGAGCCCUGAGUUUGAAUCUGACAUGGUCUUUAAACUGUUUUUGUUUUACGUUGUUGAGUAGCAUUUGUCUAAGUGCUCAUUACUGGACCAACGGCAGAUUCUUAAAAACAAGUAUUUUAAGAUUCAUGUUCCUCAGAAGUAAAAGGGAAUUGUGUUUUUAUUUUCAUCAGCUUUUAUUCAGCAGAUUUUUUUACCUUAAAACAUUAAUCUAGCCAUAUAUGUCGCCCAUACGUCAACUCGCUGUUUACUUGAGCUUACAGUAAAGUUUGCAGGCAUUUCAGAAGUGAAAUAACCCAUCCAGAAUCCAGAAAUUAGAAGUGCAGGACUGAAGCUCAGUCGUUCAGAUCUCCACAGAGUAUCAGGAAAACAUAGGACUGAACCUCAUGUAUCUCAAAGAAGAGAAGGGCUCUCUGGGUCUUCAGUCCUGAUCUGUACAUACUCUUCUUCCUUUUUUCUCUCUUCUUCUAUUUUUUUUUUCUAAGUAGUGUACUAUAUAGUAAAGCUUUUCAAGAAAACUCUCCCCCUGACAAAAGGCGUUAUUAUAUAGUUUUACCUCACCCCCUUCUUGUUUCAGUGCAGUCUGAAGUUGCAAUUGUGCCUGUCUGAGUCGACUUCACUCUUUCCGCUCCCUUUCUCUGAAUCGUUCUUCAUAGCUUAGUUUUCCUCUUUGCCUUUGUCUUCUUCCUUUAUCACGUGUCAAUGAGUAUUAAAGCAAUACAAAGUCAAGAUUCAGCCAGGUAGACACAUGAGUAAUAGUUUUUGACCGCGUUUUGGACAUCACCACACUAGUCUGCGCUGCCGUUGUUAUUAAGAGAUGUAAACCCGAUGUAAGACUCUGUCUCAGGGCGUAUAUGUCAUUACUAGAGAUCCCAUGAAGGCUUUGAUAUUGACUUAUUCCAUAAUGUGAUUUGAUGGGUUUGAUCAUUUAAUCUCAGCUGCCAUUGAUUUUACUCUUCACUUGGUAGUAGAAAUGUGAAGGUACUUGUCUUAGGGUUGAAGAUGGGAGAAGAUCUGUGUUGUCGAAUGUAUAUUCCACAAAACAAACGAUCUGGGAAGUCGAUUUGAUAGACAUUUGGGACUGUGUAGAGAAUCUUUCUGAGCUUUCAAAGGCUUUAGUGAAGGAUGUGAGAAUAGAAAUAAAGAUAGAGGUAUGUUGAUUUUCAGCUCGUAAGCGUGCAGUUUUUGCAUUGUGUAUAUAUAACGUAGCAGGCCUUUAGAGGCUUUACCACAAUAACCAUUAUUUAUGACUAAAUGCACUACAGAACACAGAUCACUUGUUGUGAAGAACCCACAAAAUAAUGUCCACUCUGAAUCCUUUUUGUGGAAAAACACUUGUUUUUGAUCUUUUUGCAUGAAUGGAUGUAAAUGUUCUCUUCCUUGUGUAAAUGUCUUCGUCUUCAUAACAAUGACUGUACCCUGACAGGUGACGCUAAAGAGUCUGCCAUUUUAAUCUGAAAAAAUACUUUUUAUCAACUUUCUUCUUUUUUUGUCUGUCCUCCCAUCUGCUUCUUGUGUAAUUCUUCUUCUUGGGUAAAACAUCUUUUUGGAUCAUCUGUCCAUCUGUAACUGAAUAAAGAAGGCAUGAAUGAGCAAAAUAAACAAAAAUUACAAGCAAAUAAUGCAGACUUAAAUGGGGCUUUAUCAUUACGUUCCAAGUUGCUUGAAAAAAUUCUCAGUUUUAUUUGCAUUUCCAUUCACCAGUCAUCGCUUUGUGUAAAUAGAUGUAAAAAUUGAGAAAAACAUAGUGUUUUUACCUUGUUUUUGUUUGUUUGUUACCUCAUUUCAAUGACAGUCUCCAUGUUAAGUUCAAACCCAAGAGACCUGUUUAAUUAUUUAUGAAUAUGCUAAUCUGAAAGGGGAGGAGCUCUCGCACACUACUUGGGUUUUGCAUUUGUUCCUUAAUUUAGUACAUUGGCAUCACAACUAUCAUUCUGAUUCAAAUUAUUGGUGUUGUAUUUCUAAUUAUUAUUGUUAUUAUAUUGAGUUUGUGUCAGCUGUACAGUACUGUGUUGAAAAAUUAUACCUGAUGCAGAGUCUUAUACUGUAUGUGUCUCUUUUCAAUAAAAAGCUUCUUAAUA